Messenger RNA from [Torrubiella] hemipterigena, 1458 nucleotides. NCBI's taxonomy places the organism in Eukaryota, Fungi, Ascomycota, Sordariomycetes, Hypocreales, Clavicipitaceae. The record is from the annotation of a GenBank genome assembly.
GUAUGCGUAUCUUGCUACGAGCGCUUUUUUGUAGGGCGGUGUACUCAAUGGAAGAGAGACGUCUCUCUACCAUCUACUCCACAUGGAGCCACGAAAUCACCUUCCAAGCCCAUUAACUCUACGUUAGGUUUACUUUCCGCUUGAUAUUUGGCCACUAGAUGUUCCUGUCGUCGCGUGGCGUUGCAUCUGGAUAUCUGUUCCUGUAAACGUGGUGUUGGUCGCCGUUACUGGCUGUCACGUAGCGCUGAUGGGACGUUGGGGAGAAAAAGAACGCAGCUUCAAUACUAGGGACGGGUAGUAGCGAGACAUAUAACUGCAAUGUGAUGUUGUGACUACAAUGAACAAUGCUACACCCCAGUGCAAGCAAGGCAGAUAUAUGAAUCGUUGGAUAUCCCGCUUCCCAUCGAACUCCGCCCUUCACCCGCGACACCAACAAUCACUAGCUAAUACCCGUGUUAGCGAGGUUCUUCUCUUGUAUAUUUUAUUCGUUGUUAUCUUUGGAAAAUCUCGUUACAACAUCUUUAUUCAAAUCGAAAAUGACUCUCAGCAAGCAGCUUUCCUUGCUUGCCGCCUCGAUGCUGUCGAUGCAGCUCGUCGCCGGCCACGCCUCAUCAUCAACGCUGAGGGCCAUCUUGGUGGCAAGGCUAUUGGUCUCGGCGUCGAACCCAAUAAUUCUCGGAGCGGCACUACCCGAGCUCCCUUCCAGAUGGAUGCUACCUUUUUCGGCAGCGGUCCUGGCCAACAGUCCGAGGCAGCAGCAGCCGGUGCUGGUGAUGGAAAUACGGGCGAUAAGGCUGGUGGCAACUCGGGUUCUGGUGUAAAGACCAAGCCUAGAAUCGUUUAUAAUAGCAGAUUCAUGGGCCGUGCUGCUCCUCCGGCAAAUAAGCAGCGACCACAGCAUCUGAAUUUGCAGCCACAUCCUCCAAUACACUUGACGCCGGCCCAGCAAAAGCCAGUGUCACCGAUGGAUAGAAAGAUUGACCGAGAGGCUGCGCUGGCAAUGGUCAACCCAACUGGUCUUGGUGCCACGCUCGCCCGUGGCAAUAAUAGCUUAGAACAAAGCUUUCCCACCAUCAUGGCCGCCAAUGGCGGGCAGAAGCUCUCCCAGGUCUAUGGUGGCGGCGAGCUCUACGUCUUCAUGUACCAGGUGAAUGGUGACGGCGCAGGCCCUUAUCAGUGCUACUUGAGUGCAGAUGCCACGGGCGACAAGUGGUCUCCUAUGGAGAUUGUCCAGAAUGCUCCUGGCCUCCGGGGCAGGAAUAGUGACACCAAGAUGUCUACCCAUCCGUUGAUCCUCACCGUUCCCAGUGGCGAGACUUGCACUGGUAAGGUGUCUGGUGAAAGUGGCGUCUGUCUUGUUCGUUGUCAGAAUGAGGCUGCCGGCGGCCCCUUUGGCGGCGUUGUGCCUAUCCAGAUUCAGUCCCGCGGUUAGAAUAAUAAGAGCACUAGUACUGGCAG